Molecule: messenger RNA, 6115 nt
Organism: Pogona vitticeps (central bearded dragon)
Lineage: Eukaryota; Metazoa; Chordata; Lepidosauria; Squamata; Agamidae
Gene: INPP4A
Product: inositol polyphosphate-4-phosphatase type I A
Cellular component (GO): cytoplasm
Molecular function (GO): phosphatidylinositol-3,4-bisphosphate 4-phosphatase activity
Source: RefSeq, a predicted model, not a curated record
AGGGUGUUUGUCCAUUUGGGUGCCGGCUGGGGUUGUUGCUGCUGCAGUAGAGGAGGCUGCCUCGGGUGGUGGGGAGGCAGCCGCCGCCGCCGCCCAAGAAGGGCUGCAGGAGAUCCCCGGAUUCCCCGGGUAGCGAUCCCGUCCGGUAUGUGGCGUACGACUUGAUGAAAAGGCUGAGGAUCGCUCACCCCGAGCCCCAAGGCAGGCGCGCAAGAUGGGAAAAUAAACAGGCUUUUAAGAAAUGCAAUACAAUUGUCUCAACCAAGAGGACAGUAGUCUCCUCAUGCUACCAUCAUAAGGGCUGCAAGCAAGGGCAACGGUCUCCUGAAUUUUGACACUUCACCAAGAUAAUUGCUGUAGCCAAACAGUGAAGAGCGGCACCUUCCCCAUGACACCAUGUCAACAAAAGAACUCAGCCCCCGACAUGGUGCAAAGUCCCGCGCCGUGCAGAGAGCCUCUACUAUUGACGUUGCCUCUGACAUGCUGGGUUUGUCUUUGUCAGGAAACAUCCAGGACCCAGAUGAGCCAAUUCUGGAAUUCAGUUUAGCAUGCAGCGAGCUGCUUACUCCUUCGCUAGAUAGAAAGCCAAAUAGUUUUGUAGCAGUGAGUGUUACGACACCCCCUCAGGCAUUCUGGACAAAGCAUGCGCAGACAGAAAUUAUUGAGGGAACUAGCAAUCCUAUCUUUCUAAGCAGUAUUGCCUUUUUCCAAGAUUCCCUCAUAAAUCAGAUGACACAAAUAAAACUUUCUGUAUACGAUGUUAAAGAUAGAUCUCAGGGAACUAUGUAUUUAUUGGGUUCUGUGAUGUUCACUGUUAAGGAGGUACUAAAGGAGAAGAACCAUAGGUUACAUUUAACACUAAGAUCUGCUGAAAGUGAUCGUGUUGGAAACAUUACAGUCAUAGGAUGGCAAAUGGAAGAAAAAACAGACCAAAGGCCUCCCGUUACUCGGUCUCCUGACACUAUUAAUGGAAGGACUGUGCUGCCAGUUGAUGAAAAUUUAACAGAGUCUUUAGGAAUCCGAUCCAAAUAUGCUUCACUGCGGAAAGAUGCGUUGCUGAAAUCUGUGUUUGGAGGGGCCAUUUGCCGGAUGUAUCGUUUCCCCACCACCGAUGGAAACCAUCUGAGGAUAUUGGAGCAAAUGGCUGAGAGCCUACUCUCUCUUCACAUUCCCAGACAGUUUGUGAAACUGCUACUUGAGGAGGAUGCUGCAAGAGUCUGUGAACUUGAAGAACUUGGAGAGCUGUCUCCUUGCUGGGAAAGUCUUCGUCGACAAAUAGUUACUCAGUACCAAACCAUUAUUCUGACUUACCAGGAAAACCUCACAAAUCUUCAUCAGUACAAAGGUCCAUCAUUCAAAGCAAGUAGCUUGAAAGCUGACAAAAAGCUGGAAUUCGUGCCCACGAAUUUACACAUACAACGAAUGAGAGUCCAGGAUGAUGCAGGAUCAGAUCAGAAUUAUGAUAUUGUAACUAUAGGAGCACCAGCAGCUCAUUGCCAAGGCUUUAAAUCUGGCGGUCUGAGGAAAAAGCUGCAUAAAUUUGAAGAGGCAAAGAAACACAGUUAUGAGGAAUGUUGUGCUUCUACUGCCUCCCAGUCGAUAGUGUACAUACCACAAGAUAUUGUUCGAGCAAAGGAGAUUAUUGCACAGAUCAAUACCCUGAAAACUCAAGUGAGUUACUAUGCAGAAAGACUCUCCAGAGCAGCUAAGGACAGAUCGGCCAAUGGGCUUGAAAGAACACUUGCCAUUCUGGCAGAUAAGACGCGGCAGCUUGUCACCGUCUGUGAUUGCAAGUUGCUGGCAAAUUCAAUACAUGCACUGAAUGCCGCAAGACCAGAUUAUAUCGCCUCAAAGGCCUCUCCGACCUCCACAGAGGAAGAACAAGUGGUGCUAAGGAAUGACCAAGACACACUGGUGGCCAGGUGGACAGGAAGAAAUAGCCGAUCUUCUCUGCAAGUGGACUGGCACGAAGAAGAAUGGGAAAAGGUCUGGAUAAAUGUGGACAAAAGUCUUGAAUGCAUUAUCCAGAGAGUAGACAAACUCCUCCUGAAAGAACGAUUACAGAGUGAUAGCUGUGAAGAUGUUUUCCAAUGUGACACCACCAGUUCUAGCAAGAAAGGUAAACGGGGUGCCCGUGCAUACUGGAUAAAGCCAAAUGGCACCUUAAAUGCCACCUCAGCAUCUUCAUCACCCCCACCAUCGUCAUCAUUGUCAUCAUCAUCUCCAUCUCCAUCCAUUCCAUCCUGUGCAUGCCAUUCUCCCCAAAUCACAAAUUGCAGUCCCACUCCUGAAGAGUCCAGCCCAGGUGAAUGGAGUGAGGCUCUUUACCCACUGUUGACAACACUCACAGAUUGUGUGGCCAUGAUGAGUGACAAGGCAAAGAAAGCGAUGGUCUUUCUCUUGAUGCAAGAUAGCGCCCCUACAAUAGCCCUCUGCUUGAGCCUUCAGUACCGGAGGGAUGUUGUCUUUUGCCAAACUCUUACAGCACUUAUCUGUGGCUUCAUCAUCAAGCUGAGGAACUGCCUGCAUGAUAAUGGAUUUCUGAGGCAACUCUACACCAUUGGCCUGCUGGCACAGUUUGAAAGCCUUUUGAGCACCUAUGGUGAAGAGCUGGCAAUGCUGGAAGAUAUGAGUUUGGGGAUAAUGGACUUGAGGAAUGUAACGUUUAAAGUAACUCAGGCCACGUCGAAUGCCUCUACUGACAUGCUGCCAGUCAUAACCGGAAAUCGUGAUGGGUUUAAUGUGAGAAUUCCAUUGCCAAGUACCUUGUUCGAUGCAUUGCCCCGUGAGAUUCAGAGUGGCAUGUUGCUGAGAGUUCAGCCUGUUCUCUUCAACGUGGGGAUCAAUGAACAACAAACCUUAGCAGAGAAAUUUGGAGAUACCUCAUUACAAGAAAUGAUUAACAUGGAAAGCUUAGUACGCUUGAAUUCCUAUUUUGAACAGUUCAAAGAAGUUUUGCCCGAAGACUGUCUACCUCGCUCCCGUAGUCAAACGUGCCUGCCUGAACUGCUGCGGUUCCUUGGACAGAAUGUACAUGCAAGGAAAAAUAAGAAUGUUGAUAUUCUUUGGCAAGCUGCUGAGAUUUGCCGCAGACUAAAUGGUGUUCGGUUUACAAGCUGUAAAAGUGCCAAGGAUAGGACUGCCAUGUCAGUGACUCUGGAGCAGUGUCUGAUAUUGCAGCAUGAACACGGAAUGGCUCCACAGGUCUUCACACAAGCCCUAGAGUGCAUGAGGAGUAUUGGAACACGGGAGGUAGUCACCCAGAAGAACUUGUGUGGCCUGGUGCCCAUCCGGGAUUUCAGGCUAGACCCCAGUCUACUCUACUCUAUUCCUUUACUAGCAUUGAGCCCCAAUUUACUGAUUGUGUGGCUAUUUCUGAGCAUUGCAUACUUGGUGGCCAGAUUACGUUGCAAGUGAAGACAAGCUUAUAAAGCUAAAAUCCAAUGAAGUGCCAGAAAUAUUUAUUGCCACCUGGUACCUCUUGGUCAAAGGAAUGUCUCAUAGCAUCGUCUGCCAAGAAUUAUGAUUAUUAUUAUGCCUUACUAUUUUGUGUUUCUAUUGUACUAAACUUGUAAAUACACAUCAGAUUAUUUUAUGAAAAGGAAUUGUAUUGAACGCUUAAAACUGUUGUUACGCUUUCAGUGCUUGUAACAUAGUCGGACAGCGGCCUGCUAGCCGAGCAGCAGAUUUAUUACUCUCACCAAAUAUCUUUCAGCCAUCCAAAUCUUGAGUUUCUUUCUUUCUCUCUCUCUCUUUCUAGAGACAUACAGUUUUGUUUCACAUGUUUCAUGUAUUCCAGAGAAAGGAGCUCUGUCUAAAAAGAAUUUGUAUCUUUUUUGUAUAUUCUUAAAAAUGUGUCUAUCUUGCCUUUCAUAUUUACAUGAUACACAAACAGAAAAAGUGGGAGUUUGUAACACAUUGAUCUGAACAAAUUUACUUACGCACCUUUUAACUUUAAUUUUGAAGCAUUACAUUAAUAUUGCUUAAAUGCAAUAAUUAGAGCUUAAAACCAUGUAUGUGUUCCUUUCUCAUAGUUAAAUCUGUUCUUACAUAUUAUAUUAACUUUAACAAAUGAACUAACUUGAACAGCAGUAUACUGCAUGCAAUAUAGUUUCAGUAUAUUUAUAUAUCUACUUUUUUAUUGUAUCGAAAAGGAAGAGUGUGCAGAAAGAGUAGCUUACUAAUCACCUGUGAUUCCAUUUAAAUCUUCUUUGGAAGAAUUAUUUUUAUAUUCUGUGUGUUGCUGCCAUGUCUUAAUUAAUAUUGAUGUUAGAUAUUGCCAUAAAAGAUGCACUAAGCUCACUGUUAAACUUUAAAUCUUUAAAUGUUUGAUAGAUGCCAACUACAUCAGUGACUAUUCCCGGGGAAAUUAUUCUAAAAUUUCAAUGAGCAACAGAAAAGUAGCACUCAGUUUCCACUAUUUUUAAUUUUAUUUACUGAAAUGUGCACAUAUGUGCAUUCAGACAGUAUUUAUAAUUUUAACACAUAUUUAGAUAAAGUCAUUUAAAUUUAUUAAAAAGCAGUGACAAGGCACAUAGGAAAAAAAUCUCAAUUUUCUGCUUUUUUGGGCUAUAGGUUUUUUUACACUAAUACACUGCUCAAUUAAUUUUGACUGCUGGCAUAAAAACUGAUGCAGUCUAUUGCUACUUAUGGAGUGAUUUCUGUGUUACCAAAAUGGCAUAGAAGCGACUUCCCUAAUAGCUACAUGCCCAAAUAAUAUUUGUACGGAGCAGCGAGGUGAUGCUCGCAUUGCUCCUCUCUGAAUGGCAAAUUUCUUCCGUACUUCCUACUGAGAGCACUGUAUCUGAAUUAAGGCAUUUGCAGGGGCAGCAGUUAGACACACCAAAAUUCAUGGCAGCAGCAUAUCUUGAGAUAAAUGUAUUACAAUGUUAUUGUAAGGUUUUACCAAAAUCUAAUCAUACAGAAUGGUCAUGAUGGCUGCCGGCGAGGGGCACAAUUGACCCUUUGAUGUGAAGCAUAUUUUUUAAAAGAUUCAAGUCUAUCUGCAAUAUUAAAUUAUGCAAAAGAUAAAAGCAAGGACGAGCUAAACAAUACAUUUCUAACAUUAUCAAGGUUACCUCCCCAUAAUGCAGUGCUAUCCAGAGCCCACCUUCCUGUUCAUGUCGAGCAGGAGCACAUCCCCAAGGCAUGGGAAGUCUCUCCAUUAUAUUCAUUGAGCCUGAUCUCUAAAACAGAAACAAGGAACACACAGGGCUCUGGAUCACAUAUAUUGCUUAAAGUAAUAUGUACAGUACAUAGGAGGAGCUGAUCCCAGUUUUUUAAAUAGCUACUUGUCUGCAAUUUCUCAUUGACUGCAGCAGAUGAACAUAUCCUGAUCAUCAAUUGGAGUAGCUGUUAAUAAUGUGCCUUUAAAUGAUUAAAGCAGACAGAUAGACUAGUCCAUUGUUGGACCUUUUUAGCAAAAUGUGGCUAACCUGUCCUCUUUUUCUUGGAUAUGGGACAUAAUGGUGGUGGCUCCUUCUUACGCAGAGCUUUGUGUAUUCAUUCGAGCCCAGAAGAAAUUAGGAUUGCAGCCAAUAAGCUCAUCCUGGCAUAUAAAGUCUGUUGGGUGUGCUAAAUCAAAAAAUACACAUAUACCUUUUCACUGUAAAGCUGCUAAAUGAAGUUUAUCCACAGACAUAAAACACUUUGCUUUGAUAUAUCUUUGUACUUCGACAUGUACAAAAGGACACUGAGUGGUAUCAACUGUAAAUACUUGAAAGUUUCAAUACAGUGCUUUGGAGGAAGGGCAAAUAACAUCUCUCACCCAUGAAGUGAAUCUACAGAAAGAUGUAUAUGUUGGAAUACCAACAAAGUUAAUGAUGCCAUUUAGUCCCUGUUGAGUAUAAAGAUCAUCCGCAAAAGAAAUCCUGUUAAAUUUCCAUAAGAGAGUUAAAUGUCCGCUUAACGCUGCCUUGAGAUACACAUAAUUUUUUUACAGAUAUGGUGUAUCUGAAUCUUGCCUUCUGCUGAUAACAGCAUAAAUUAUUAUAAAUCAAUGCCCAUUUACAAAGCACUUUGGAAACAAAGCUACUAGAGUACAGUUUAACAAGGAGCAUGUUAAAUGUUGCUGUCCUUAGUUGUUAUAAUGUGAAUAAAUUGUCUCUCAGCCAUA